Amoebophrya sp. A120 is the source of this 1991-nucleotide messenger RNA. The record is from the annotation of a GenBank genome assembly. Lineage: Eukaryota; Dinophyceae; Syndiniales; Amoebophryaceae.
CUUUUCUAUUGGAUUUGGCAUUGCCUUUGGGCGAAAGUAAGAUUCUUAUAUAAUGCAAGAGCAAGAAGACGCGCCGUUUUUCUUCUGAGUGUGGGCCUCAGUAAAAAACUUCAAGUGAGUAUAAAACUUCCCCCCGCAUAUUGACUUUUUUCUUUCGAAGCUACGGUUCGUAAAUUGCUCCGCUUUAUUUUUUCCAACUCAUCGGGAUAUCAGUACCUUCCUCAAUUUCUAUUUCUUGAAUUCGAGAAGUAGUAAAAUUCAAGUAUUAGUAUUAGUUCUUCGUGUUGCAAGUUGGUCACUCCUUCUGUCAACAAAAACUAUUAUCACACAUCACCCCACAGAACGAGAAGUAUGCUGCUGUUCUUGCGAACGAGCACAGCCGGCUGGCUUGCCUGCUGUUUGCUUCGCUGUCCGUUCUCUGCCGCUGCCAGGGUUCUUUCCGGCGAAACAACAUCUGCAUCAAGUACAAGUGGGAGCACCUCGGAAACCGCGCCCGCGCGUGCUGGGAAGGACAGUGCUGGUGCUCGUGUUUUGCGCAGUGUCAAUAUCGUGUCGAACAUCCUUUCGUAUGCAGAUGGUGUGGUAUCACGGGACCAGCUGCUGUUGCGGGACCGAGCACAAAAAAGGCUCAAGGAUUAUAGACAGCGAGGAGGAUUCCCACUACGCCUGCUGGCCCAAUUUCUGAAAGGCGUGCUGAAUAUUUAUAAAGGGCCCCAGCCGAUGCCGAGUGGCGGCAAGAAGUUGGCGCACCGGAAGAAGUUGGCGCAGCACCGGGAGAAGUUGUCGCACCGGAAGAAGUUGGCGCAGUUGAACCGCAAUACACGUGCCAUCAUCCGCCCGCCCAAAGCGCUGGACGCAGAGUAGACGUAUGCUUGCCGCCGUUGGGGCAAGCACGCGCCAACGGAGGCCUUACUGAAAAAUACCUGGGUGACUGAAGAUUCUGAAGGUUUGGAUGGUAUGGUUCUCUAUCCGGAGGAGUACUUCGUGAAAGGCAAAGGGCCAGCGAACGAGGGGCAUCAGCACUGGGAGUUUACGGGAGAUUUGAGCCAUCUCGGAGACUCGAUCCACAGAGACGCCUUUCCCCUGAUUUUCGCGGCGGAGAAUGAGCUGAGAGAGUCCUCGACUACCCGGGUCGGGUUCCGAGGCUUAUCGGAAAAGGAGCUAGCGGCUGCUUAUCUGCGGCAUCAAACCCCCCUUCCCAGUGACCAUGUAGUUCCUGCUUCGCUGCUGACGGAGGAGCCGUACUUUGAGGCGCGCGGGCUGAAUUAUUAUCCCUCGGAAUAUCCACGACGGAUACCGCCUCAUGAUACGGUUGAUGAAGACCUUGUGUUGAAGUUCUCCGCUACACCCUUCAGCAGCGCCGCUCUGAAGCGCCUUCUGGAUCCGCAGAAAAAUCGUUCCCGGGGGCGAUACUACUUCCCGAAAAAUUGGCUCAUUGCAGAGGGAGAAGGGGUGUUCACCUUCAUCCGUUGCGGAGAGCCUUCAGACUACAUCAAAAAGAGGGACUACUUCGACACUCCUGGUUGCGAAGCGACCGUCUGCUUGCCCGCGGGAGCGGAAGAAGAACUUGUCGCGGCGCGCCCGCCAAACACAGACGAGGAUUAAGCGCCGUAGUUAAAAACUACCUGCGAGGAGUACCUUAUCAACGUAUUUUAAGGUCUAGAUUUAUUAAGAUGGUGCUCGUGCUGGCGGCCGCUGGUGUGCACCUAGGUUUGUUGUUCAGAGCUAUUUAUACGAGUCUUGUGGGAAUACUAACUAACUAACUUAUUUAUGUGCUUUCGUCGUGUAUGAAGAUUUAGGUCCUUAUGAACACGAAGAAGACCUCCACCUCCACCUCCUGGAAUGUGAUUGUCAGCAAAGUGCCCAAUUGCUGUAGCGUCUUUCAUACGCCUUCUGAAGUCAAUGGGAACUACUACACCGCUGAAAGGGAGCAGCACGAUGAACUAGACUGCUGAAAGGGCAGGGAGAUGACGGAAAAUAAAAACUUCUUC